AGUGUGAGAAGCAGUAUGUGUGAGCAUGUGUGUGUGUGUAUGUGUGUGGGGGGGGUGUAAAAAUGUGUUUUUCAAAGUACUGAGAGGUUGAUGGGACUGUUUGAUUAGCUCCUCUGAGAAGAGAAAAGGUUCUUGGACCUCUCCCUGUUUCUUCCUCAGAAUAAUUUGGAUGGGAUUUGUGAUGCAGAAAAGCCUAAGGGAAAAAGAAUAUUCAUUCUGUAUGGUGAAAAAUUUUUGAAAAAAAAAUUGCCUUCUUCAAACAAGGGUGUCAUACUGAUAUUUAUGAGGACUGUUGUUCUCACUAUGAAGGCAUCUGUUAUUGAAAUGUUCCUUGUUUUGCUGGUGACUGGAGUACAUUCAAACAAAGAAACAGCAAAGAAGAUUAAAAGGCCCAAAUUCACCGUGCCUCAGAUCAACUGUGAUGUCAAAGCCGGAAAGAUCAUCAAUCCUGAGUUCAUUGUGAAAUGUCCAGCAGGAUGCCAAGACCCCAAAUACCAUAUUUAUGGCACUGACGUGUACGCAUCCUACUCCAGUGUGUGCGGUGCUGCCGUACACAGUGGUGUGCUUGAUAAUUCAGGAGGGAAAAUACUUGUUCGGAAGGUUGCUGGACAGUCUGGUUACAAAGGGAGUUAUUCCAACGGUGUCCAAUCGUUAUCCCUACCACGAUGGAGAGAAUCCUUUAUCGUCUUAGAGAGUAAACCCAAAAAGGGUGUAACCUACCCAUCAGCUCUUACGUACUCAUCAUCCAAAAGCCCAGUUGCCCAAGCAGGUGAGACCACAAAAGCCUAUCAGAGGCCACCCAUUCCAGGGACAACUGCACAGCCAGUCACUCUGAUGCAGCUUCUGGCUGUCACUGUAGCUGUGGCCACCCCCACCACCAUCUUGCCAAGGCCAUUCCCUUCUGCUGCUUCUACCACCAGCAUCCCCAGACCAGAGCCUGUGGGCCACAGGAGCCAGGAGAUGGAUCUCUGGUCCACUACCACCUACACAAGCAGCCAAAACAGGCCUGGAGCUGAUCCAGGUAUCCAAAGGCAAGAUCCUUCAGGAGCUGCCUUCCAGAAACCUGUUGGAGUGGAUGUCAGCCUGGGAGAGAUGGACUCAUGGAAACCUGGAUCGGUCCUUUUAGAUGAAGGACUUGUUCCAAAAGAAGAAUUGAGCACACAGUCUUUGGAGCCAGUAUCCCUGGGAGAUCCAAACUGCAAAAUUGACUUGUCGUUUUUAAUUGAUGGGAGCACCAGCAUUGGUAAACGGCGAUUCCGAAUCCAGAAGCAGCUCCUGGCUGAUGUUGCCCAAGCUCUUGACAUUGGCCCUGCGGGUCCACUGAUGGGUGUUGUCCAGUAUGGAGACAACCCUGCUACUCACUUUAACCUCAAGACACACAUGAAUUCUCGAGAUCUGAAGACAGCCAUAGAGAAAAUUACCCAGAGAGGAGGACUUUCUAAUGUAGGCCGAGCCAUCUCCUUUGUGACCAAGAACUUCUUUUCCAAAGCCAAUGGAAACAGAAGCGGCGCUCCCAACGUGGUGGUGGUGAUGGUGGAUGGCUGGCCCACGGACAAAGUGGAGGAGGCUUCAAGACUUGCAAGAGAGUCAGGAAUCAACAUUUUCUUCAUCACCAUUGAAGGUGCUGCUGAAAAUGAGAAGCAGUAUGUGGUGGAGCCCAACUUUGCAAACAAGGCUGUGUGCAGAACAAACGGCUUCUACUCGUUCCACGUGCAGAGCUGGUUUGGCCUCCACAAGACCCUGCAGCCCCUAGUGAAGCGGGUCUGUGACACCGACCGCCUGGCCUGCAGCAAGACCUGCUUGAACUCGGCUGACAUUGGCUUCGUCAUCGACGGCUCCAGCAGUGUGGGGACGGGCAACUUCCGCACCGUUCUCCAGUUUGUGACCAACCUCACCAAAGAGUUUGAGAUUUCCGACACGGACACGCGCAUCGGGGCCGUGCAGUACACCUACGAACAGCGGCUGGAGUUUGGGUUCGACAAGUACAGCAGCAAGCCCGACAUCCUCAACGCCAUCAAGAGGGUGGGCUACUGGAGUGGUGGCACAAGCACAGGGGCUGCCAUCAACUUCGCCCUGGAGCAGCUCUUCAAGAAGUCCAAGCCCAACAAGAGGAAGUUAAUGAUCCUCAUCACCGACGGGAGGUCCUACGACGACGUCCGGAUCCCAGCCAUGGCUGCCCAUCUGAAGGGAGUGUUCACCUAUGCGAUAGGCGUUGCCUGGGCUGCCCAGGAGGAGCUAGAAGUCAUUGCCACUCACCCCGCCAGGGACCACUCCUUCUUUGUGGACGAGUUUGACAACCUCUACCAGUAUGUCCCCAGGAUCAUCCAGAACAUUUGUACAGAGUUCAACUCACAGCCUCGGAAUUGAAUUCAGAGCAGGCAGAGCACCAGCAAGUGCUGCUUUACUGACUGACAUGUUGGACAACCCCAGCGUUUGAUGGGGCACGCACGGUGCAUCAAGGCUUGGGCAGGGCGUGGAGAAACAGAUGUCUUGUUGUUAUUCUUUGCCAUCGUGCUUUUUCAUACUCCAAAACUUGGAGUUACAAAGAUGAUCACAAAUGUAUAGAAUGAGCCAAAAGGCUACAUCAUGUUGAGGGUGCUGGAGAUUUUACAUUUUGACAAUUGUUUUCAAAAUAAAUGUUCAGAAUACAGUGCAGCCCUUAUGACAGGCUUAUAUAGAGCUUUUGUGAGAUUUUUAAGUUGUUAUUUCUCAUUAGAACUCUGUAACCCUCAGCAAGUUUCAUUUUUGUCAUGACAAUGUAGGAAUUGCUGAAUUAAAUGUUUAGAAGGAUGA
This is a messenger RNA of Nomascus leucogenys (northern white-cheeked gibbon), 2793 nucleotides long. It is a transcript of the gene VIT, whose product is annotated as vitrin. The record is from RefSeq and is a predicted model, not a curated record. NCBI's taxonomy places the organism in Eukaryota, Metazoa, Chordata, Mammalia, Primates, Hylobatidae. The transcript has 16 exons. The coding region runs from base 283 to 2367 and encodes 694 amino acids. Gene Ontology annotation, biological process: positive regulation of cell-substrate adhesion; extracellular matrix organization. Gene Ontology annotation, cellular component: interstitial matrix.